AUGACGGACGACCGCAAACCGCUGCUGAGCGUGAAUCAGCAAGAUGGCCAUGCCAAUGUGGACAUUGAGUAUCGCGAGGGCUCGUCGAGCCAGGGGCAUGGCCAUGGUCAUGGAAACAGCUGGGUUGCCUCCAGCUCCAUCAUUGUGGCUCAGAUGCUUGGCGCAGGCGUGCUCGGCCUGCCUUAUGCCGCCAGCCAAAUGGGCUGGAUCGGCGCCAUUAUUAUCCUAUGCGUCAUCACCGCCUUUAGCAUUUACGGUGGUCUUCUUUUGGGCAAGCUGCGUGGCAAGAACCUGGACAUUGUUUCUUAUGCCCAAUUGGCCGAGUACGUCUCCGACUAUGCGGGCCACGGCAAGCUGUGGCGCACCUUCGUCUCGGCUAUUGGCAACACCUAUGUGCUUGGCUCGUGCACCAUCUAUUUGACCACCUGCAAGCUCAGUCUGGAACAGAUUUUUCAAAAAUGCCCAGAUGCCGCCUCCACCGUGUCAGCAGCAUGCAGCGAUACGGGCUGCUAUAGUCACGGCAUUGCUGACCUGUCUAACACCACCUGGCUUAUCAUUGCUGCGCUCAUCCUGUACCCACUUGUUCAUAUCCGCACGUUGUCCGAAGCCGGCAUUGUCUCCUACGUGGGCUGUGGCACCAUUGCCUUUGUCAACGCCGUCAUUGUCGUGCACUCCUUAACCACUGUCUCUGCCAAGCACCAUCACGCCGCUGAAACGGACCUUUAUCCCGCCUCGCUCAAAGACUUUGUCAAUGGGUUGACGGCCCUCACGUUCGCCUAUGGUGGUCACGUACUCAUGAUUGACAUUCAAGCCGUCAUGAAGCAGCCUGCUGACUGGCCCAAAGCCCUCUACUCGUCACAACUCUUCAUGUUUGCCAACUAUUGCAUUAUUGGGUUUCUGGGUUACGCUGUCUACGGCCGCGAUGUCAAGGCCCCCAUCACCUUGAGCUUGCCCGACAAUGGCCUUCGUCUUGCCACCAACGUCUGCCUCUUCAUCCACGUCGCCAUGGCCUACUGCAUCAACUCCUGCGUCCUUGUCACCAACCUCGUCGAAAUCAUCUGGCCCGGGACCUUGACUGCGGCCAAGGCCACAAAACGCCAGGUCAUCCUUCGUUGGGGCUUCGUGGGCACCCUCACUUUGGGCUUUGCCAUUGCCAUUUCUCUCGUGGUCCCCUUCUUCAGCGACCUGAUGAACGUUUACUCGAGCCUCGGCAUCUUCAGUCUCUCCUUUGCCGUGCCCGUCAUCUUCUACAUCUUGAUUGAGCCCUCACUCCGUGGCUUCAACAAAAUCAUCAACUACGGCCUUGUCCUCAUUGCCAUCGUUGGCUGCGUCAUGGGCAUGUGGGCCGCCAUUGAAGAUAUCGCUGACAAGUGGAAAACCUGCCACUACUCCAUCUAA
Molecule: messenger RNA, 1398 nt
Organism: Monosiga brevicollis MX1
Lineage: Eukaryota; Choanoflagellata; Craspedida; Salpingoecidae
Exons: 6
Coding region: 1-1398 (465 amino acids)
Biological process (GO): amino acid transmembrane transport
Cellular component (GO): vacuolar membrane
Molecular function (GO): amino acid transmembrane transporter activity
Source: RefSeq, a predicted model, not a curated record